Messenger RNA from Drosophila kikkawai, 3194 nucleotides. It is a transcript of the gene rdx, whose product is annotated as BTB/POZ and MATH domain-containing protein rdx. Gene Ontology annotation, molecular function: ubiquitin protein ligase binding. Gene Ontology annotation, cellular component: nucleus; cytoplasm. The record is from RefSeq and is a predicted model, not a curated record. Gene Ontology annotation, biological process: regulation of proteolysis; proteasome-mediated ubiquitin-dependent protein catabolic process. NCBI's taxonomy places the organism in Eukaryota, Metazoa, Arthropoda, Insecta, Diptera, Drosophilidae.
UCGAAGUAUCUGCUCAUUUCAACGCGCACUUUCAAGCGGAGCGGUUCGGCUUUUUAAGUAAUCUAUAAAUAAAAUAAAACUCGAUUCGAUUCCGCUCGCUUCGUUGUGUGUCGCCUUUAAACAAGUUGGAAAUAUCUAAGAAAAUACACAAAGAAAAAUCAAAUACUAAUCGUAAAAGAGCAAAAUAAAUAUACAAACGGAAUGUGGCCACAAAGAGAUUAAACGGAAAGUUGAGCAAUUGGCAAAACCAGAAAUCUAGAAAUCUGUGCGUGCGCGUGUGUUCAAUAAGUUUGUGCAUUUGAAAAAGUUGAAAGAAAGAAAAGCAAGCAAAAAGCUAAAGUAAAAUGUUUGAGCCCUAUGUGAAAAUCAAGAAAAAGCGAAAUGUGCAUGAAAUUUAUGAAAACGAGAAUUUAGAGCAGCAGCGACAGGAGCAACAGCAGCAGCAACAGCAACCUGCCACUGCAGCUGGGGAUAAUUGUUGCUGCGAGAAUGCGCCCGAAGUUGCAGCAACAUCUGUAGUAGCAGCAUCAACGGCAGCAUCAGCAACAGGAGCUGCGGCGGCAACCAGCAGCAGCAGCGGCAACUGCAGUCGCCUGCAGCAAUUGAUAUCGACGCCACCAGUAUUAUUGCGGCAGCAGCAGCAACACCCACAACUGCAGCAGCAGCAAGCUGCGCCUUCGGUUUUGCAACAGCAUUUGGGUCACCUGAAUUACGAAAGUGGAGCAACUGCAGCGGCAACAACCAACAGCGGCAGCAGCAGCAACAGCAGAAGUGGCUCGGCAACACUGGCGCAGCAUUUGGCAAGCCCCAGCAACAUAUUGCAGGCGGCAUUCGGCAGCAGCAACUUGCAACACAUAUUGACGCGCGCCGCCCCCGCCCACGUGCCCGUACCCUCGCCGUCGCCGCCCUCCUCCUCCAACAGCAGCAGCAGCAGCAGCAGUAAUAGCAACAACUGCAGCAGCGCCUGUGCUGGAAAUACGCACUACAACGGCGGCAGCAGCAGCAACAGCAACAGCAUUAUUGCCAGCCGCCUGUUUGGAGCGGCCUCCUCCUCAUCCUCGUCGGCAUCACCCUCCUCCUCAUCCCACCAUCUGCAUGGCCACCACUCGGCGCUGACCAACUCCAUAACGAAUCGCAUCAAUCAGUCCAUUCGGCGGCAUCUCAACCAGCAGCAGCAUCAGCAUCCCCUAAGCGCCUCCUCCUCCUCUUCCUCCUCGUUGUCGUCGUCGUCGUCCACCUCAUCCGCGUCCGCGUCCUCCUCCUCCGCCUAUCAGCACUAUCAUCAUCAUCACCAUAGCAGCAGCAGUGGUAACUCCAGCAGCAGCAACAGCCAUCAUCAACACCACAACUCUGCAAAUACAAACCAACAGCAACCACAACAAUCUCCUCUGUGCCUAGUAUUAUUAGUUAAAUGCCCAAAUUCCAAGGAAUUUUGUAACGCCGCCGCAAAUUUCUGUGAUAAAAGAUUGCCGGUGAACGAAUGUCAGGCAAGCCAAACAGCUAGAGUCACCUCGAACCUGCACGCAUCCAGUAGUACGAUGGCGGUUAGCCGCGUUCCCUCGCCGCCCUUGCCGGAAGUUAAUACGCCAGUCGCCGAGAACUGGUGCUAUACGCAGGUCAAAGUGGUUAAAUUUAGUUAUAUGUGGACCAUAAAUAACUUUAGUUUUUGUCGGGAGGAAAUGGGUGAAGUACUCAAAUCGUCCACAUUCUCAGCCGGUGCUAAUGACAAACUGAAAUGGUGUUUACGGGUCAAUCCCAAGGGUCUCGACGAGGAGAGCAAGGAUUACCUGUCGUUAUACCUACUGUUAGUGUCGUGUAAUAAAUCCGAAGUGAGAGCCAAGUUCAAAUUUUCCAUACUGAAUGCCAAGCGUGAGGAGACCAAAGCCAUGGAAUCCCAAAGAGCUUACCGCUUUGUGCAGGGCAAGGAUUGGGGCUUUAAGAAGUUCAUCCGGCGCGACUUCCUGCUGGACGAGGCUAACGGCCUACUGCCAGAGGAUAAGCUAACAAUUUUCUGCGAAGUCAGCGUUGUGGCGGACAGCGUUAAUAUCUCCGGACAAUCCAACAUCGUGCAGUUCAAAGUGCCCGAAUGCAAGCUAUCCGAGGAUCUCGGCAAUCUCUUUGACAACGAGAAGUUUAGCGACGUCACGCUCUCUGUGGGCGGUAGGGAGUUCCAGGCGCACAAGGCCAUACUGGCAGCGCGCAGCGAUGUCUUUGCGGCCAUGUUUGAGCAUGAGAUGGAGGAGCGAAAGCUGAAUCGUGUCGCCAUAACCGAUGUGGAUCAUGAGGUUCUUAAAGAAAUGCUGCGAUUCAUAUACACGGGCAAAGCGCCCAAUUUAGAAAAAAUGGCUGAUGAUCUCCUAGCGGCUGCUGAUAAGUAUGCACUCGAAAAGCUGAAAGUGAUGUGCGAGGAGGCGCUGUGCGUCAAUCUCUCUGUAGAAACAGCAGCCGAAACACUAAUAUUAGCUGAUCUCCAUAGUGCGGAUCAAUUGAAAGCACAAACGAUAGAUUUCAUAAAUACUCAUGCCACCGAUGUGAUGGAAACCUCUGGCUGGCAAAAUAUGAUCACAACACAUUCACAUUUGAUAGCGGAGGCAUUUCGUGCGCUCGCAACACAACAAAUCCCACCAAUUGGACCACCAAGGAAACGCGUGAAAAUGAGCUGAAACAACAAUGCAACAACAGCAACACCAACAACAAACCGUACACCAACAACAAUCAACAACAACAACAACAGCAACCGCAAGAACACCAACAACAAUACCAACAAUCGUUUCAACAACAACUGUAAUGGAAAUGAAAACAACUUGAUUGUGAAAUAUUUGAUCGAUCGAUUGGCGGUUAACCUCAAGAAAGCAUCAUACGGCAAUACUAGAACAACCACAAUAAUAAAUUUUAUCAACAACAACAACUACAAAUACCACUACGACAACACCAACAACUACUACAACAAAAACAAAAGCAGCAGGAAGAUAGUGUAUGAUGAUGAGAAUCAGAGCAAGGAGUACCGUUUAUUGUUUCGAUUUCGAGUAAUUUAAUUCAUUUUGCUAAAACAAAACACUUGAGUUUAAUUGUAUUUUAUUUGUUGAUUUAAUAUUUACCUAUGAUUAAUAUGUUUACGAGUAAUAAUUAUUAAUUAAUUCUAAUCUUAAGUCCCAAAAGCAGCAAUUAAAAGUAAUAAAAAAAAAACAAAGUAA